Molecule: messenger RNA, 2400 nt
Organism: Endocarpon pusillum Z07020
Lineage: Eukaryota; Fungi; Ascomycota; Eurotiomycetes; Verrucariales; Verrucariaceae
Exons: 1
Coding region: 1-2400 (799 amino acids)
Source: RefSeq, a predicted model, not a curated record
AUGAACACCAAAAUGAACUCUGCUGUUGAAGCUCUGGGAGAAGAAUCGAGCAUUGGUGUAAAUGACAAUGCUACAGAUGUCUACAGUGCAAGUUCUGUUGCAGAGAUCCGAUCUAAACUCUCAAAGCUCCAUAUGCGCGAUGCUGCUGUCACUUCACAGCUAGACGAGUUGCUUGCAUCUCAGAAGGACUUCCAACGUGAACUGAGAAGACUCGACAUCCUACGUGCCGGGCUAAGCACACAGAGCUCCAAGACGCGCUCGAUCAGCAAUGGCAUGAUCUCGAAUGCUGCAGCCACCGCGAACAAGAUCUCGAGUUCUGUGAAACGACUUGACCUGGAGCAGUCCCGCGUCAAGGCUACUUUGGACGUGGUGGACCAAGUUGCUGAGCUGAAGGCAUGCCUGCUUGGGGUUAUGGGAUCGAUGGGAGCUCCUCAGGACUGGGAGACCGCUGCAAGCUAUCUGUCACGCGCAUCCAAAAUUCCUAAGGAUGUUAUUAAUGGACUGUUUGCGGCCAGGAUAGUGCCUACAGCAGAAGUUCCAGAUGCACCAAACAUCACGCUAGAAAAUGCGUCAGAAUCCUUGUGUGGUCUCUUCUUACGCGAAUUCGACAAGGCUAUCAAGGACAACGAUGGCCCGAAAAUUACGCGUUUCUUCAAACUCUUCCCGCUGAUCGGACGGUCAGAUGUGGGACUCGACGUAUAUGGACGUUACGUUUGUCAGGGCGUAGCGGGCAGGGCGAGAGCAAACUUGAACGCGGGCACUGGCGGCAGCCAGAGUAAGGAUGGGUAUUUCUACGCUAAUGCGCUGACGAAGCUCUUCGAGCACAUCGCGCAAAUUAUUGACGGCCAUGGGAGCCUGAUAGAGCGUCACUACGGCAGUGGCAAAACGAUCCGAGUCAUUGAGCGAUUGCAGGUCGAAGCUGAUCUGCAAGGCGGCAUCAUACUCGACGCAUGGGCAGACGAACGACAAGUCGAUCGAAAGCUUACCGACAUCAAGUCUUACGCUUACACAUUCUUAGUACAGAGCUUUCUACCACCUCAGCGAGGCAAUACCGGAACACCGAGAUCGAGCUCUCCAGCCAAUCAGCCAAAUUCACGAUCCAGCGAGGAUGAGGGUGUGGAUAUGAAGGAAAUUGAUGCACUCUUGAACGAGAUGGCUGUCAUGAUGGGAAAAUGGUCACUCUACGUGAGGUUCAUCACUGACAAGUGCAAGCCCUCCAAUGAUAUCGAUUGGGAUGUGCCCACGUUUUUGACCAGCUCAGCGCUUGCGAGGAAGGUGACUGGUCGACUGAUCUCCCCUUUCAACGCUAUGACAACCUUCUUCUUUCGACGAUCAGUCGAAAAGGCAUUCCAGCUUGACGAGCAGCCACCGAACCUGUCGCUCAAUCCGCACAAACCACUGAAUUCGAAUCCGCCGCACAUCUCAUCGGCUGUGGAAGACAUUAUGUAUAUCUUUAACAAGGUCCUUCAGCAGUCUCUAGCCACUUCUCAGAAAGAUGUUGUCUCUAGCGUGGUGCCGACGCUGGCCCGAAUCAUGGGUUCAGACUUCAUUGGCAUGAUUCAACGCAAGAUGCGAGACGAGAGCUACCCCAAAGCCGCGAUUCAGGGAGCGCUUCCUCCCGAGCACACCAUCGUUGCAUUCCUGGUCCUCAUCAACGAUUUAGAUGUUGCUAUGGACUAUGUCAAGCAGAUUAUUCGCUCACAGACCGAAUCAGCAGCAACAUCAGAGCAAGCGGCGGCUAGGUUGCUAGACAGCUUGUUCCCGCUCGCACAUGACGCCGAAGCGGUCAGCGAUAUCUUGAGAUCUUUGGAUGCUACAUUUGAGAACAAGACAACGGAACUUCUGAACGAAAGUGUCCAUGUUGUGUUCAACAACGUGAUGAAGCCGCGGUUGAGGCCUAUAUUACUUGAUGCCUUCCGUGACGUUGAGUACCAAUUGACCAAAGAAGAGAUUGAGGAGCUAGCACAGGAAGAAGGCAGAGAAGAAGAAGAUGGAGAGCGCGUUCGUCGACGUUUCCAGCAUGGUUGGGACGCUCUGACCAAACCAAUUGCUCGAAUCAUGACCGAAAGCACGUUUGAUAGACUACUUACGAUAGUCGUCUCGUAUCUAAGCAAAUUGCUUGAGAAGAAGAUUUGGAGCUAUCAUGGGCGUGUGAAUGAGCUUGGGGCUGUCCGGCUGGAACGGGAUAUCAACAACAUUGCUGCCGUCAUCGUGCAAGGUAAGAAGUAUGCAUACCGAGGCGCAUUCUUGAAAUGCAGUCAGAUUUGUAUGGUGAUGAACAUGGAGGAGGAUGAAUGGGAGGAGCUUCAGUUGAACAGUGACACUUCCAAUGAUAUUGCUGACAGAGUCACUCCAGAGGAGAGACUGAGGGCAAGGGCGAUGAUCAAGGAGAUGGACUGA